This is a messenger RNA of Schistocerca nitens (vagrant locust), 547 nucleotides long. RefSeq lists its product as uncharacterized. Lineage: Eukaryota; Metazoa; Arthropoda; Insecta; Orthoptera; Acrididae. The record is from RefSeq and is a predicted model, not a curated record. The transcript is spliced from 5 exons. Bases 125 to 547 code for a protein of 140 amino acids.
AGAUACAUUUAUGUGUUGAACCUUGGCAGAGUAAAAUGUAAUUCAUGGUUAAUAUACGAAUUUGUGUUCAGUACCUGUCAACUUUGUGUGAAUUAUAAUUUGAAAUUUAUAUGCAGAGCUCGACAUGAAUCAUGAUGUUCCUGCGGAGCAUAGUCGUGCCGUGCCAGAUGUACAGCACAGCAAAACAGGGCUUGACACCAAAAAUCACUUGCAUGUUGUAGAACAACCACACAGUAUGUUAUGGCAGUCAGGUAUUCAUCAUGGUGCAUCAGGGCUGGACAUGAACCACAUUGUUGCUGUGCAGCAUGGGUAUGCCAUACCAAUUGUGCAGCACAGCACAACAGGGCUUGACACCCACAAUCAGGUCCAUGUUGAACAACCACACACUAUGUCAUGGCAGCCUGGUGUUCAUCAUGGUGCAUCAGGGCUGGACAUGAACCAGUUUGUUGCUGUGCAGCAUGGUUAUGCCACACCAAAUGUGCAACACAGCACAACAGGUAGCACAUUAAUGGACCCAUUAUUCCCAAUGUAUCUCAUGCUGCUCUAA